ACAUAGUCUUCAGGCUGUAUAUCCAGUCUAGCAGAGGGCGUGCCUGCUCACUCACACACAGGAGAGCAGAGUGUGGGGAAAGAGAAGCUGUCAGCAGACGGACGUAUGGCAAGGAGGGCUCCCUGACAUUCUACACCUGAACAAGACCUUUUUUUUUUUUUGGUACUGCUGUUUCUGUUUUGUUUUUUAAGUCGCAAAAGAGAGACAGGUGACAUCCCACCCACUGCCACCCCAUCUGCAACCAUGCUUCACUCUCCUUCUCCACUGAAAACAGCACUGGCUUAUGAGUGCUUCCAGGACCAGGCCAAUUCUACUCUAGCGUUGCCCUCGGAUCACAAGCUGAAAACUAGGGGGACAGGAAAACAAAGGGUCCAGGAGCAGGUGAUGAUGACGGUGAAACGGCAAAAGCAAAAGACCUCCCUUUCAUCAGCAUCGAAUGCAGCAGGCCACUCCAACCGAGGUUCCAUGUACGAUGGUCUGGCUGAUGGUCACAGCUAUGGAACAGCCCGUGGUUCCUACUAUGCCAAAGCUCACACAGGGAGCAACAACUGGGGACAUGGGCUGUACAAUGGAACCCUCAAAAGAGAAGCCGAGAACAAACGCUACAGCUCCUACAGCCAAAUGGAUGGCUGGGGCAGCCGGAACUACAACAAGGUCUGUAGCCCAACUGUUCCUGGCAGUGAUUACUGCCUUGUGCAGACUAUGAAGAGUAGCCGGAGUGAGCCAGACCUCUACUAUGACCCUCCAAGAGGCACACUGAGGAGAAACCAGAGUGGAAGCCGUGUGAGUCACAAGACCAGUAUGCAUCGCCAUAGCCUCUACAACAGCACAAGCAACAACCAGCAUGGAAUUACAACUGCAACAAGGCCAAACAAAGUAGUUCCAGUCCGCAGCCCCUCUUGCACCUCUGCCAGCAUGGUCUAUGUACAGCCUGUUGCUAGCAGCAAGCAGGAUGCAGUCUAUGGACAGGUUAACUCAAAAAUAGUUAAUGACGAGAUGGAUUAUGGAGCAAUGACUAUUCAGAAAGCCAUCCAAUUCCUGUGUUCUUCAGAUGAGAAGUACCAUGCCAUGGGGGCUUACUACCUGCAGCACACCUGUUUUCAAGAUGAAUCUGCCAAGCAAGAGGUCUAUCGGCUUGGUGGCAUUUCCAAGCUUAUUGAGCUUCUGCGCAGCCCAGAUGAGAAUGUGCAACAGGCUGCAGCUGGGGCCCUCCGAAACUUAGUUUUCAGAAAUCCAACCAACAAGCUAGAAACCCGCCGUCAGAAUGGAAUUCGAGAAUGUGUCAGCCUCUUGAGAAGGACUGGGAGCACAGAGAUACAGAAGCAGCUGACAGGAUUGCUCUGGAACUUAUCGUCCACAGAUGAACUGAAAGAAGAUUUAAUACAUGAAGCUCUUCCUGUUCUGACUGAUCGUGUUAUUAUUCCUUUUUCUGGCUGGUCUGAUGGUGUUAGUACUAGAUCAAGAGAAAUUAUUGACCCAGAGGUAUUCUUCAAUGCCACUGGCUGUCUGAGGAACCUGAGUUCUGCAGAUGUUGGACGUCAAACCAUGAGGAACCACCCUGGACUGAUUGACUCUGUAAUGGCUUAUUCUCAGAACUGUGUGGCUGCCAACCGUCCAGAUGACAAGUCUGUGGAGAACUGCAUCUGUAUCCUUCACAAUCUGUCCUACCGCCUUGAUGCUGAGGUGCCUAAUAAAUACACACAGCUCAACCACAUGGCCAGGAACAGUUACACAGACAAAACCCUGACUGGCUGCUUCAACAACAGAGGUGGAAAACUGGAGUAUGAUGACUAUGACCUACCUCUUCCUGAAGAGGACUAUAAACCCAGAGGGUCCAGCUGGCUGUACCAUUCAGAUGCCAUCCGCACAUAUCUGUCUUUGAUGGACCAGAGCAAGAAAGAUGCUACCCUGGAGGCUUGUGCUGGAGCCCUGCAAAAUCUGACUGCAAGCAGAGGACUGAUGUCAAAUGCAAUGAGCCAGUUGAUUGGUCUAAAGGAGAAAGGUUUGCCCCGUAUAGCACGCCUUCUGCAGUCCAAUAAUGCUGAAGUAGUUCGCUCUGGAACAUCCUUGCUGAGCAAUAUGUCUCGACACCCAAUUCUACACAAAACAAUGGCUAAUCAGGUGCUCCCAGAUGUGACCCGUCUCCUGGCCCUCCAGGCUCCAGGUUCCAGCAACUAUGGGGACAUUAUGACAUCUGCUUGCUACACACUGAGGAACCUAAUCAUGUCCAACCCACAAAUGGCCAAGCCCUACCUGACAGGCAGCUUGAUAAAUAAUGUUGUAGGCCUAUGCCGUAAUGGAUCUUAUCCAAAAGCAGCUGAAGCUGCUCGGAUGCUGUUGUCUGACCUAUGGUCAAACAGGGAGCUCCAAACUAUACUAAAACAGCAAGGAUAUGAUAGAAAUAUGAUGGGAUCCUUAACAGGAAGCACUCUCAGGACCCUUUCUUCAAGGUUCUAAGAAGAUACCUUUCCUGCAUGUUUGGCUUACAGACUUUGUGACUCUUUUCUGCCUAGAGGCCUCUGCCGUCAAGAAAUUGUUUGGACAUUAACAUACACACAGAGAGAAUGUUGCCAGAUUUCAAGACACUUGUAAAACUAGGUACAAAAGCUGUAUUGCCUGGCAUAUUUUAAAAUGUUCUAAUGGCUGUUUUAAAUAUUUCUUUCAUUUUUUCUGGGGAUAGGCUGGGAGGCUGGAGGUUAAUGGUACUUGAUGUCAAUUGUUAGUAUUUUUAAAAACAAACAAACUGGGGCUUACAAUUUCGAGAGGUACAAUGAAUAAGUUAGACACCUACCUACCAACUGAUGCUAUGUUAGGAAACUUUUAAGGAGGUAGCACCUAUGUAUGUAUAUAUUUAGUGGGUGUACGUAUAUAGAGUGGGAGAAGUGGAAUUCCGGUGUCACCAAAGGCAUUUGGGUGCCAUUCCGUUGUCUAACAGUGCAAUUCAAUGUUUGUUUAUUUGGAAAACUGAGUUCACUGGGGAUUACUCCCAUGAAAAUGUGCACAGGAUUGCACAACCUAAAGGGUUGGGAGUCAGCCCCAUUGAACAUAGUGUGGCUUCCUUCUUAAUAACCAUGCACAGGAUAGUGCUUUAAGUCCUUUUUAUUCCUCAUUUUCAACAAAUUAUGUAAAAUUACUAAUACCUUAUGUGUUUCUUUCUUUGUCAGUGGUCAUUCUACAUAGAUAAUUAGUAUAGAGCUCCUGUUUUAGAUUGCUGAAAUUAUUUCUCCCUAAACUUUACUGACAUCACAGAGUUUCUUCUGCAUUCAUCUUUUUUUGGGGGGGGGGUUUGAGGGUGUGGACACCAGUUCUGCUUUCGUAUUCCAUUUUAUGGCUAAGCAUUUUUCUCCCUAUAGGUCACUUAGUUUCCAAAUCCCAAGAAGCAAAUUCAUGUCAGAUAAAUUUCUCCUGAAUUGAUUCUUGAUAGUUUUUGAAAACUUUAUUUUUAUACUAUAUAUAAGUAAUGGAUUGUGUGGAAGACCCCCAAGGUCUUACUAAGGAUAUAAUCUACCACAAGCUUCUAUGUGGCUUUUCAAAAAUAUUUGCUUUACCAAAGUCGGAUUCUUGCUAUUUCAUAAAUCCGUCAUCUGAACAAGUCUGCCGAUAUAUACUCAGAAAAAAGAAAAAUAGACGUGAUCUACUCUUUGAGAAUUCCUGUCAUGUUCACUCAGUAGCACAAACAAUUUCCUCUCACCCAAUGGAACUUUCCUCUCCUCUCCUCUGCCCUGUGGGCCCCCAAGCCCCGUUCACAGGGUCUUCCAACCCUCUGAUAUAGAUUCUGAAGAUGCGGCGGGAGGACAUAGAAUUGGAUUGGGGGUGAAGAGAAAAGGAAAGGGAAACGCUCCAUUGUGAGAGCAGAAGUCUUCUGACUUCACUUUGUACCCAGAGCCUUCUCCCAAGGCUCAUGAGUAGGAACCAAAAUGAAAUUACAGUGUUUAACAAGUAGCUAUGAAAUUGAACUGUUUCUUGUCAGACCAUUUUAGAAGCUUGGGAGGAAAGGGGUGGUGGUUUUCAUCAUUUUU
Podarcis raffonei (Aeolian wall lizard) is the source of this 4019-nucleotide messenger RNA. It is a transcript of the gene PKP1, whose product is annotated as plakophilin 1. Lineage: Eukaryota; Metazoa; Chordata; Lepidosauria; Squamata; Lacertidae. Gene Ontology annotation, cellular component: adherens junction; nucleus; cytoplasm. The transcript has 14 exons. Gene Ontology annotation, molecular function: cadherin binding. The record is from RefSeq and is a predicted model, not a curated record. The coding region runs from base 244 to 2457 and encodes 737 amino acids. Gene Ontology annotation, biological process: cell-cell adhesion; intermediate filament bundle assembly; cell-cell junction assembly.